This is a messenger RNA of Colletotrichum truncatum, 1392 nucleotides long. Its product is annotated as aspartic-type. Gene Ontology annotation, molecular function: aspartic-type endopeptidase activity. NCBI's taxonomy places the organism in Eukaryota, Fungi, Ascomycota, Sordariomycetes, Glomerellales, Glomerellaceae. Gene Ontology annotation, biological process: proteolysis. The record is from RefSeq and is a predicted model, not a curated record. Gene Ontology annotation, cellular component: fungal-type vacuole.
AUGAAGAUCACCAGCAUUCUCUUCUCCUUCAUGGGAGUUGGCCUGCUAACUACCCAGGCCGCCGUGAUCGAUAGACACAGAGUCAGUGUCGACAUCAAGACCCCACUCAAGGGUGUCAGCUUUCAGCGCAUCAAGGCUCACCGGGACCCAGUCUCUGAUGAUGUCGUCGGUCGAGUCCAGGACCUGAAGGCCUUCCGCGGCAAGGUCGCCGGUCACAACGCUGCUACUGCCCUAGGAGCCGCUCAGCCUCGCGAUAUUUCGGGAAACUACCAAAACAUCACGGCUCUGAGCCCUUAUGGCACUCAGUACUCCAUCGAGGUCAUCUGGGAUGGUAAACCCAUCAACAUGCUGUUCGAUACGGGCAGCAGCGACACUUGGGCAGCCAGCUCCAAUCUUUCCUGCGUCAGUAUGACGGGCACCGCAGUCUAUCCUCAGGAGGCUUGCGGAUUCGGUCCGAACCUCAUCGACGGGUUCAAGCAUGGCCCAGUCGAAGACAUACACUUUGCUCUGAGUUAUGGUUCUGGGGAAAAGGUUUCCGGCCCCAUGGGAUACAGCGACAUCGAGGUUGCCGGCAUCGUCGUCCGCCAGCAGCAAGUUGGUCUUGCCAACUUGACCUACUGGUACGGCAAUAACUACACCAAUGGAAUCAUAGGUAUGGCAUAUCCAUCUCUCACGAGCGCCUUUACUGGCGACCCGACCGAAAAGCGUCCCGCCUUCCAGGUCCCAUACCAGCCCUUCUUCACCAGUAUGGUUCAACAAGGACUGUCUGCCGAUUCUUUCAGCGUAUCUCUUGUCCGUAAUUCCUCUGGGGUGAUUGCAUGGGGUGGCAGAACAGGCCUGCCAGUUACCGGUCCUACGGCCUAUACCGACCUAAUCAUCACAGCUAUCAACCAGCAGCGGCCAGAGUCAUCAUGGCAGUAUUCGUACUACACCAUUCUUGUUGAUGGUAUUCGGUGGGGAAGUACGAUGGACGAGAAGAAGCACCCCUACAUCGUUGACACUGGCACCACGAUGAUGUACGUGCCUCCGCCUGUGGCCGAGUCCAUUGCCAGAUCGUUUUCUCCCAGCGGCAUCUACAUGUUUCAGUAUGGAUCAUACUUUGCACCCUGUAAUGCCAUUGCUCCUCGAGUUGCGGUCAUCAUCGAGGGUGCAAGCUUCUGGAUCAACCCCGUGGACCUCAUCUACCGCAACAUGAAAGACGAGGUCUCGGGCUACUGUCAACUUGGCAUCUCCACCGGGGGCACCGGUCCUUAUGUCCUCGGGGCCGUCUUUCUUCACAAUGUCGAAGCUUACUUCGACGUGGGCGGUGGCCAGAUGCGUUUCUAUGGCCGUGAAGACUAUGGCCCGACGCCCGAGGUUUCGGAUCCGAGGAAGUUGUUCAAUGAUGUAUAG